CCAGGGGGCGUUGGCGUCGCCCGGGUAUAAAUACGGCGCUAGUCUGGAUGCCGGCAGUAUAUUACCAAGAAAGUGCACUAUCCAAAACAAGAAAGUAAUAAACAAACAAAUUAAAAUGUCGCUGCUCCCUUACCUCUACGACAUCGAAAGGCCCUUCCGCCUCAUGGAAAGGGAUUUCUUCAGACCUGACAACUUCUUCGGCUAUUCUCCAUACAACCAGUUGAUGCCUCGCGACUUCUUCGGCCCAUCAUUCCUCAAACCUUGGGAGAACGUCUUCAGGCCAUGGGAAAACUUCAUGAAACCUAUCGAACAACUAUCAUCGGCUAUGAACCAGUUGGCUUUGAACGAAGUUGGCAAAAUCACAUCAGACGAUGAGAAGUUCCAAGUAAAUGUCGAUGUUCAGCAUUUUUCACCUGAAGAAAUAAACGUAAAAGUGAUUGACGGUCAUGUGAUUGUUGAAGGAAAGCAUGAAGAGAAGAGAGAUGAACAUGGGUAUGUGGCAAGACAGUUUAUGAGGCGGUAUGCACUUCCUCAAGGAUGUUUACCUGACACCGUGGAGUCCAGACUGUCUUCUGAUGGUGUUUUGACAGUCACAGCACCCAAGGUACUGGCCCUACCUUCAACAGGAGAGAAGAUAGUGCCAAUCACUCACACAGGCCCUAUCAAGAAGCAAAUUGGAUCUCCAGAACCAAUCACAGAAGAAGCUGAGUGAAUGUUAUGUAAAUAUUACUUUUCUUGUAAGACUGAUUUCAAUCUGUGCUAUAUUCGCCUAUUUUUAUUUUUUAAUUUUAAAUAAACUUAUUACGUAUUGAAAA
Helicoverpa zea (corn earworm) is the source of this 815-nucleotide messenger RNA. Its product is annotated as protein lethal(2)essential for life-like. Bases 116 to 712 code for a protein of 198 amino acids. The record is from RefSeq and is a predicted model, not a curated record. Lineage: Eukaryota; Metazoa; Arthropoda; Insecta; Lepidoptera; Noctuidae. Gene Ontology annotation, molecular function: protein folding chaperone. The transcript has a single exon. Gene Ontology annotation, biological process: response to heat; protein refolding.